AUGAUGUGGGCCCUUGAAUACGACCCUGAUCUCUAUUAUGUAUAUGAGGCGCAUCAAUGCGGGAGUGAGAAGGCAGCACUGUCCAAUGGUAAACCGAAGUCAAUUCACCAAUGCGGAAAGUAUGAGAGGCAAAACAUGAGGAAUGGAGGAAAAAAUGCGGAAGGUCCUUUGCCUAUAUCGGUUUUCCUAGUGGCCAGUGUCUUGAAAGACAAGAGUACUAAGCUAAUGACUGAAGCUCGUGGACUUGACGACGUGGUUAAGGUUAAACAUACAUCUUCUUUUUUAACUUCCCAUUCGGAUGACUCAUUCCUCAUCCCAUUUUCUUAUAAUGUCCCUAGAUACUUAACGACAUGA
This is a messenger RNA of Arabis nemorensis, 354 nucleotides long. NCBI's taxonomy places the organism in Eukaryota, Viridiplantae, Streptophyta, Magnoliopsida, Brassicales, Brassicaceae. The record is from the annotation of a GenBank genome assembly.